GCCUUCAUCUAUCGGAUGAGCGCUUUAUUAACGAGCGAGUGUACAGCAGAAUCGAGAAGGCCUAUCCAAUCCCGUCGCAAUCUCGGGACAUUUGGCGGAGUUUUUUGUUCCGUGACACUAUCUCAAUUCAGCAGCGUUGUCUUUCUUCGUCUCGGUUUCGUGGUUGGCCAUGCUGGAUUAUUGCACUCAUUUCUACAAUUCUUUUUGGCUUACUUCAUCUUGCUGCUCACUGUGCUCUCUAUCUGCGCUAUUUGCACUAACGGCGCCAUUGAGGGUGGCGGAGUCUAUUUUAUGCUCAGUCGAACUCUGGGUCCGGAGUUUGGCGGUGCCGUUGGAACUCUCUUUUUCUUAGGGCAGGUUUGUUGCUCUGCCUUGUACAUCUCUGGAUUCGUCGAGGCCUUUGUUACCUAUUUCGGUCCUCAAGGUCUUUUGGUGGAUGGCGUUUUCCCAGCCGAUAACCGAUGGUGGAUCUACCUCUAUGCUACGUGUGUUACCCUGAUCUGCCUUGGUAUUUUACUCAUCGGCAGUACGAUGUUUGCCCGCGUUCUCUUUUUCAUUCUCAUUGUCGUUUUCGUGAUUAUUGCCUGUGCCUUCGCCAGCUUUUUCCGACACAGCUUUCCCGUCCCUGUGCCGCGAUCUAAUACUCUCCUUUACAACUCUUCGGUUCCGGAAAAUGUGACGAUCUACGCUGAAUUCACGGGCCUAAACCUGAGCACACUUGUGGGAAAUUUGCUGCCGAUGUACGUCAAAGAUUACAAUACGGGGAAGACGAUGUCUUUUGUGACCGUCUACUCUGUGCUCUUCUCCGGCGUCACUGGGAUCAUGAACGGCGCAAACGUGUCCGGUGAGCUCAAAAAUCCGGCACGCUCCAUCCCACUCGGUACUUUGGCUGCCUGCUUCACAACCUUUAUGAUCUACCUCAUUCUGGCCAUCUUCUCAGCAUCUUCCUGUAGCAGAGCGACAUUUUCACCAAUUGUGCAUAUUCGCAAUGCGCACAAGAGUAUUUUCCCUGGCAUUUUGAAGCCCAUGCGAGACGAAUGUCCCCUGGUUAUGAUUGUCAGCACCAUUAGCAACGACUAUGGUGCCCUCUGA
Molecule: messenger RNA, 1092 nt
Organism: Dicrocoelium dendriticum
Lineage: Eukaryota; Metazoa; Platyhelminthes; Trematoda; Plagiorchiida; Dicrocoeliidae
Source: the annotation of a GenBank genome assembly